Molecule: messenger RNA, 1902 nt
Organism: Auxenochlorella protothecoides
Lineage: Eukaryota; Viridiplantae; Chlorophyta; Trebouxiophyceae; Chlorellales; Chlorellaceae
Exons: 8
Coding region: 1-1902 (633 amino acids)
Biological process (GO): malate transport
Cellular component (GO): plant-type vacuole membrane
Source: RefSeq, a predicted model, not a curated record
AUGAAACUCCGGCCCGACCUCACACGAUGGGGGAAGGCGGUAGAGAGUUUCUUGGCAGGCUAUCGCAUCGAGCACGUCGUGCUGGCUCUCCAGAUGUUUAUCUGCAUCAUAGUUGCCAUGCUGCCUGUGCUGACAGACCGUGCGUCGGGGGCCGGGGAUGGGGUCCUGUGCGCGUACCGCGACCUGGACGAGGCUGCCACCUUCUGGACCGUGAUCGCCGCAGCAGUGGUGCUGGAGCCCUGCACCGGCAACGUGCUGCGAAAGUUUGUGGUGCGCAUGCUGGCCGUCGGACUGGCAACAUCCAUGGGCGUGCUCGUGCUCUACAUCUCCUUUGCCAUCUGCCACACCGAGCCGGACCAGGCGCCCCGCAACUUCCCGCUCUUUGGCCACAUGGUCAGCAUCGGCCUCGCCUUCUGCGCGGCCCUCAUCAUGUUGCAUCGCCAGCGCUGGGCGCAGGAGUACGAGUACGCUUUCUUCCUGUCCCUGCUGUCCCUCUGCGUCGUCACGGUGCCUGCCCUCAGGCAGACGCCCGGCGACGCGCUGUCGGAUGCCGGCUACCGCGCGCUGAACAUCGUCAUCGGCGUGGCCAUAUCGGCGGUCGUGGCGUUCGCCAUCUUCCCCAUCAAGGCGCGAUCGCUGCUGCGCAAGCAGACGGCCGUGGCGCUGAUGCAGGCGGGGGAUCUGGCCGCAUGGGUCUUCACCCAGGUGGGCGUGGAGCCCACUGCCAAGGACUCCAACGCCCUGCCCCACGCCAGCGGCACGGACAAGAGCAUGAGGUACAUCGACGACGGGCUGCAGGUGGAGAUGGCGCCGCUGUUUGCCGCCACGCAGCGGCUGGCGGUGAGCCUGGCGGGGCUGGACGACCUGCUGCGCUCUGCACGCGCGGAGGUAAACCUCUUCUCCAGGCCCCACCGCUUCCCCAGCAAGACCUACGGCGCGCUGCUCUCCAGCCUGCACACGAGCGUGGGCCUGCUGCAAACCCAGCUCUACUUCAUGGCCACCGGCAACUUCAGCCUGGGCGCCAUCCGGCACCACGCCGGCCCCAUCUGCGACGCCGGGGUCCAGCUCUCCAUUGUGUUCAGCGCCCUCAGCCGGCUGUCGCACCAGCGGCGCACCUGGCGGCAAAGGCUGCGCGCCCUCGCCCGGCCCCGGGAGUCGCCGCGCGCCGCCUUCCAGCGAUUUGCCACGCUACGCCGAGCGGCGAAGAAUGACGAAGCAGAGGAGGAGGGCCUGGGCUGGGCCCGACCCGAGGACCUGGACCGGGUGGUCGGCGACCACGCGGCAAGCAGCCGCGCGGCGGCGCACGGCGCGGCGGGCAGCGCGGCGGGCGGCGGGGCGAGCGGCGUGGCCCGCGCCGUCGAGGAUGACGACCCGUUUGCUGGGAUGGACUCCGAUGACCCCGAGGAGGGCGGCGUGGCCUCCCGCAUCCAGAUGUCCCCCAGCCAGAUGCAGGACAUGCAGGCUCGCCUGCAGCGGCUCUCCCUCGCGGAGCCCGGGUGGGGCGCGGACGACGGCGCUGCGCAGGGCCCCGAAGUCGGCGUCGGGGGGUGGGCGGGCGCGCGCCGGGCCUCGCCGGCGGCGCCGCCAGGAAUCGACCCCGCCGGGUCCAACUCUGCAGCGGCCGGCGCUGCGGGCACCCGACCCCAGCCUCCCCCCCCGUCGCGGGACAGCUCCGCUGGCGCCCUGGCCCCCCUCCCCGCCCGCCUGCUGCAGCUGCACCACCUCAGCCUGGGCCUGCUGGAGGCGGGCCAGGCGCCGCAUGACACCCUGGGCGCAGCCUCCCUGGUGCAGGUGGCCGGGUGCCUGCUGGGGCUGACGCGCCAGGGCGCUGCCAUCCUCGCCGUCCUGGAGCCGCAGUCGGCGGGGGCGCUGCACGCGCGCAUGUCCCACCUGCGGCGCUGA